GCGGCCCGGAUGGCGGCCCGGGACGCGUAGCAGUGGCGGCUCUGCGGCCCGGGGCCCCGGGCGGGCGGAGGUGGCGGCUCCCGGGACCGGCCGCGCGCAAUGAUGUUGUCCACUGGACAUGUACUGGCCAAGGAGGCAGGUUUGAGAACAUAGCUGAAGCUGAAAAUAGGAAAGCUGGGGGCAAGGAAGAGCCUUGAAUCUUGAGGUGGGACGUUGACUCUAAGAUGUCCUUGAGCAGUGGAGCCUCCGGUGGGAAAGGAGUGGAUGCAAACCCGGUUGAGACGUACGACAGUGGGGAUGAAUGGGACAUUGGAGUAGGGAAUCUCAUCAUUGACCUGGACGCCGAUCUGGAAAAGGACCAGCAGAAACUGGAAAUGUCAGGCUCAAAGGAGGUGGGGAUACCAGCUCCCAACGCUGUGGCCACACUACCAGACAACAUCAAGUUUGUGACCCCAGUGCCAGGUCCUCAAGGGAAGGAAGGCAAAUCAAAAUCCAAAAGGAAUAAGAGUGGCAAAGACACUAGUAAGCCCACUCCAGGGACUUCCUUGUUCUCUCCAAGUGAGGGAGCAACAAACAAGAAAGAAGUGCAGGGUCGCUCGGGAGAUGGUACCAGUACAGGAGGCCUGGUUGCUGCUAUUGGCCCCAAGGGCUCAGAGAAGGCUGCUAAGGCAUCACGCAGUGUAGCUGGCUCCAAAAAGGAAAAAGAGAACAGCUCAUCUAAGAGCAAGAAGGAGAGAAGCGAAGGAGUGGGGACUUGUUCGGAAAAGGAUCCUGGGGUCCUCCAGCCAGUUCCCUUGGGAGGACGGGGUGGUGGUCAGUAUGACGGAAGUGCAGGGAUGGAUACAGGAACCGUGGAGCCACUUGGGAGUAUAGCUAUUGAACCUGGGGCAGCACUCAAUCCUUUGGGAACUAAGCCGGAGCCAGAGGAAGGGGAGAAUGAGUGUCGGCCUCUAAAGAAAGUCAAGUCUGAAAAGAUGGAGUCCCCCGUCUCCACCCCAGCGGUGUUGCCACUGCAUCUUUUAGUGCCAGUGGUCAAUAAUGACAUCUCAUCUCCCUGUGAGCAGAUUAUGGUCCGUACCCGAUCAGUGGGAGUCAACACUUGUGAUGUGGCUCUAGCCACAGAGCCUGAAUGCUUAGGCCCCUGUGAACCUGGAACCAGUGUCAACCUUGAAGGCAUCGUGUGGCAGGAAACAGAAGAUGGGAUGUUGGUGGUAAAUGUGACAUGGAGGAACAAGACAUACGUCGGUACACUUCUUGACUGCACAAGGCAUGAUUGGGCACCCCCAAGGUUCUGUGACUCUCCCACCAGUGACUUGGAAAUGCGUAAUGGUCGAGGAAGAGGCAAACGCAUGCGUCCCAACAGUAACACGCCUGUCAAUGAGACAGCCACAGCCUCUGACAGCAAAGGAACCAGCAACAACAGCAAAACGCGAGCAGGAGCCAACAGCAAAGGCCGUCGAGGCAGCCAGACCUCUUCAGAGCAUCGCCCACCUGCCAGUAGCACCUCUGAGGAUGUCAAGGCCAGCCCUUCCUCAGCUAAUAAGCGGAAAAACAAACCUCUUUCAGAUAUGGAGCUAAAUUCUAGCUCAGAGGACUCCAAAGGGAGCAAGCGUGUUCGCACAAAUUCCAUGGGCUCAGCCACCGGGCCCCUACCCGGGACCAAGGUGGAGCCCAAUGUCAUGGACAGAAAUUGUCCCUCUCCGGUCCUGAUUGACUGUCCCCACCCAAACUGCAACAAAAAGUACAAGCACAUUAAUGGACUUAAGUACCACCAAGCUCAUGCCCACACGGAUGAUGACAGCAAACCAGAAGCUGAUGGAGACAGUGAGUACGGAGAAGAGCCCACCCUCCAUGCAGACCUCAGCAGCUGCAAUGGGGCAACUGUUUCACAGAAAGGAUCCUUGUCCCCUGCCCGCUCAGCUACCCCCAAAGUUCGACUUGUUGAGCCUCAUAGCCCUUCACCUUCAAGCAAAUUCAGCACAAAAGGCCUCUGUAAGAAAAAAAUGAGUGGGGAGGGAGACACAGACCUUGGGGCCUUAUCCAAUGAUGGCUCUGACGAUGGACCCUCAGUAAUGGAUGAAACAAGCAACGAUGCCUUUGACUCUUUGGAAAGGAAGUGUAUGGAAAAAGAAAAAUGUAAAAAGACCUCCAGUUUGAAACCUGAAAAGAUUCCAUCCAAGAGCUUAAAAUCAGCCCGGCCCAUUGCCCCUGCUAUACCCCCACAACAGAUCUACACUUUCCAGACAGCCACCUUCACCGCAGCAAGCCCAGGCUCCUCCUCGGGUUUGACCACCACAGUGGUCCAAGCAAUGCCCAACAGUCCCCAACUCAAGCCCAUUCAGCCCAAGCCCACUGUUAUGGGAGAACCUUUCACAGUCAACCCUGCCUUGACCCCUGCCAAGGACAAGAAAAAGAAAGACAAAAAAAAGAAGGAAUCAUCAAAGGAACUUGAAAGUCCUCUGACCCCUGGGAAGGUGUGCCGAGCAGAAGAAGGUAAAAGCCCAUUCAGAGAAUCAUCAGGAGAUGGAAUAAAAAUGGAGGGGCUUCUGAAUGGUUCCUCAGACUCCCAUCAAAGCCGGUUAGCAAGCAUCAAGGCUGAAGCUGAUAAGAUUUACAGUUUUACAGACAAUGCUCCCAGCCCUUCAAUUGGAGGCAGCAGCCGCCUAGAUAAUACUACCCCAACCCAACCCCUAACUCCCCUACACGUAGUCACCCAGAAUGGUGCUGAAGCCAGUUCAGUCAAAACUAAUAGUCCUGCCUACUCUGAUAUCUCUGAUGCUGGGGAGGAUGGGGAGGGCAAGGUAGACAGUGUCAAGUCUAAGGACGCUGAACAGCUGGUUAAAGAAGGGGCUAAGAAAACACUUUUCCCCCCUCAGCCACAGAGCAAAGACUCACCAUAUUAUCAAGGCUUUGAAAGUUACUAUUCUCCAGGUUAUGCACAGUCCAGCCCAGGGGCUCUCAACUCAAGCAGCCAGUCAGGAAUAGAGGGCCAGGCUCUAAAGACAAAAAAGGAUGAGGAGCCCGAGAGCAUAGAAGGGAAAGUGAAGAAUGAUGUCUGUGAGGAAAAGAAACCUGAGCUGAGCAGUUCCAGUCAGCAGCCCUCGGUCAUCCAGCAAAGACCCAACAUGUACAUGCAGUCCCUGUACUAUAACCAAUAUGCCUACGUGCCUCCAUAUGGCUACAGCGACCAGAGCUACCACACCCACCUCCUGAGCACCAGCACAGCUUAUCGACAGCAGUAUGAAGAACAGCAGAAGCGCCAGAGCUUGGAGCAGCAGCAGCAGCAGCGGGGACUGGACAAGAAGACAGAGAUGGGCCUGAAAGAGCGGGACACAUCACUCAAGGAAGAGUGGAAGCAAAAGCCAUCGAUUCCACCAACUCUCGCCAAGGCUCCCAGCCUGACAGACCUGGUGAAGUCAGGGCCAGGCAAGGCCAAGGAGCCAGGGGCUGAUCCUGCCAAGUCUGUCAUCAUUCCCAAAUUAGAUGACUCAUCAAAACUCCCCAGCCAGGCCCCUGAAGGCCUUAAAGGGAAGCUGGGUGAGGCCAGCCACCUAGGCAAGGAGUCCUCUGAGGCUAAGACAGGCACUGAGUGUGGCCGACAGGCAGAGGUGGAUCCAAUACUCUGGUACCGACAGGAGACAGAGCCCCGAAUGUGGACAUAUGUUUAUCCUGCCAAAUACUCAGACAUCAAGUCAGAGGAUGAUCGGUGGAAAGAGGAGCGGGACCGAAAAUUAAAGGAGGAAAGGAGUCGGAGUAAGGACUCUGUUCCCAAAGAAGAUGGGAAAGAAAGCACAAAUACUGACUGCAAGCUACCCGCAUCUGAGGAGUCCCGCCUUGGGAGCAAGGAGCCCCGGCCAAGUGUCCAUGUGCCUGUAUCCUCUCCGCUCACCCAGCACCAGUCCUACAUCCCUUACAUGCAUGGUUACUCUUACAGCCAGUCGUAUGAUCCCAACCACCCCAGCUAUCGGGGCAUGCCUGCUGUGAUGAUGCAGAACUACCCAGGUUCCUAUUUGCCUUCCAGCUACUCUUUCUCCCCCUAUGGCAGCAAGGUCUCAGGUGGCGAGGAUGCUGACAAGGCACGUGCCAGCCCCAACGUGAGCUGUAAAGCCAGCUCAGAGUCCAAAGCCCUGGAUAUCUUGCAACAACAUGCCAGUCACUACAAAAGCAAGUCUCCCACGAUAAGUGAUAAAAAUUCUCAGGAGAGAGAUCGGGGAGGCUGUGGGGUAGUUGGGGGUGGUGGCAGCUGUAGCAGUGUUGGGGGAACAGGAGGUGGUGACAGGAGUGUCGACCGGCCCCGCACUUCCCCUUCCCAGCGCCUGAUGUCCACACACCACCACCACCAUCACUUGGGCUACUCCUUGCUCCCAGCACAGUACAACCUACCCUAUGCUGCAGGGCUUUCUUCUACAGCCAUUGUUGCCAGCCAGCAAGGCUCAACUCCCUCACUCUACCCACCCCCCAGGAGGUGAGAAUGAACACCAAGUGCCCAGAUGAAGUCAGCUUCGUGGGCCAAACUGGCUCAUUAGAGGUGGUGCUGGAGGUGCCAUUUUACCAUCAGUUACACGGUGUUGAUCAUCCUGUUUGCCAUUCCUACCGUGACUGAAGGCCUCACCUCCCCAACCCUUCCUCUUCCUCAGGAGCUGAAGAACUGGUACUUUGCAAAAAUAUUUAUUCUCUCAGCCACAGCUAUGACUGUUGUGGCAUCUGUGGAGAUGAAGGCAUAGGAGCAACCGAGGGAACACAGCCUCAUCCCAGAGAAGUUACUGCUCUGUUAACCUAGCCCCUAGUCUACUGCCAGAGCAGUACCUUAAAGCAUACCUGGGAGGGACCCCAAGCACGGGGUAAGGUCUGAAGACAGCACAGCAGCCAUACCCCUUCUCACUGUCAUUACCACCGUCAACAAGAUUCCACAUCUCUUCAGUGGUUUGGACCCUGGGAACUGGCAGCACGUGGAGAAAUUAGAAUCUCAGGAAGAAGUUGGGGGCUGUUUUCCCUGUAAUUGUGAAGACAAGGUCUUCAAGCAUGGAGACAUCCCUCUAAUGUGAGCACAGAUAAACGCUCAGAGCCUAACCUGUAAAGGGAGAGUAAGGCAUUGUCCCACCAGAGCCUUGUGCUCCUGUUAGGAAGAAGGUAGUGGUUCUAGCACCAGCACAGGGUUCCCUGGGGAUACUGGGAGGAGCUGGAGCUGUGAAAUUGAACCUGCUUCCUCACCAAAAUUCCUGCUGCUUUUCAUCUCUCAACUCCUUGCCCUUUCUCUUUCUUUUUAACCCCUUGGUGCCUUUCCCAGGGGGGGAAAUCCCCAUACUGACCUCACCUCUUCUACUGCUUGGCUUUUACAACUCAGGCAGAAUAGACUUCCUCCCAGCACGGGUAACCUUGGAGUCUGCCACAUCACUUUAGGGCACGAACUGUAGGCAGGCUGUAAGAACACUCAGCAGUUCUUGGAGACAUUCAGUCAUCUGUCUUUCUCAUUUAGGGUCACAAUUGUAUACAGCCCAGUUCCUCUGUCUACAAGUACAUGAUUGUGUAGUUCACUCUGUAACUCCAUGUGUGCCAAUAUGAGGCAUGUGUUUGUAACACGUUUUUGUUUUAGGGGCCACUGGCCAAGGGCAGUGAUUUGCUCCUUAGACCCUGAAAUAGCAUAUUGAAGCAUUAUACACCCAAGCCAGAGUGGAUUCGAUGGAUGAGGCUUUGUGGUGCAGACAUUUCUCUGUUCUCCUGAGCUGCAAAGUUGUGUGCUGGGAAAGUGAUAACAGCUUUAUUAGAGUCACUUCUUCCCAAGAUGUAGGAUGUAUUUUAGCUCUCUGCUAUUGCAGAGUAUCAUCCCCUUGUACCCUCCCCUUCUGUCUUUACCCUCUGGACUGCAAGAGAGAGAAAAAUCCACAAAUACCAGCCUUGGCUAACAGCUUGUGACAAGAAUGACAGUUUGAAAGCAGGAAGGUAGAUGGCUCUGACUUCUUUGGGAGAAUGAGGUGGUGGGAGACAGUAAGCACAAAGCCCAGGACUAGGUGGUUCCCAAGGACCCAUGAGCCCUCCCUGUACAUAGACAAGCUUAGGCUUGUUAGUACCUCUGACCUACAAACCUUUCCUGUUUACAGGUCUUUAUUUUUGUUUAAGUUGGGUUCUGGGCACUUGAAAAAUCCUUUUGUUUUAGACCUGUUGAGAGGACCCCAAGCAGCCCCUUCCCUUGCCAUCAUUGUUCCCUGUGCCACAUGCUGUGGCAUCCUACCUAACCCAUUACCCUUACUAAGAGGGUGACUGACUUUCAGCCUGAUUAUGCCUCCUCCAGAACUCCAGUAAGUAGAGCCAGGUGCCCAUCUGGUCCUGUUUGUUUUUUAAAUAUUGUUGUGUGUUUUGUGUGUAUCUGUGGCACUGGCCUGCGAUGUUCUUUGUACAUAUUGUAAAGAAACCAUUGAAGCAGUUUUCUUUUUCAUUGGGUAGGCAUGGUCCAUAUUCCUACCUUUUCCACUUCAUUUUAUAACAGAGGAGGUAUUUCUGUAUUUGCAAGACAGCUUUACAUUAUGCAGAAGGGAACAGCUCGCUUGCUCGCACUCUCUCUCUCUCUUCCCUUCCCCCCUUGAAAAGUCAGCUCUUUGAUCCCUCUACCCAAGUGCCCCUUAAAGACCAGGCACUGCCCUGAAAUGAGAUUAGCAGUAGAAAGAUGGCACUGUCUGAUCCUCCUGGUCUCUAGUCUGAGUCCAGUUUUCUCCCUGUGGAGAUCUGACUAUUGAUGAGAGAUUGGGUGUCCACCUCACACUCCACAGGGGGAAGGAACUACCUGUGACACCUAGUCAGAGAGACAAGAUCUCGUCCAUGCUGCCAAGCCUCUCACUGAGCCACCCCUGCCUGUGUUCUUGGUAUUAAAUAAUCUCUGAUACUCAUGUGGAUAAGCUACGAGAAGUAGGGGCCUCACCCCAAAGAGGGCAGCCAUAGUUGGACCGGUGCUGUCUAGGAUUCAUGUCUGCUUCCUCCUCAUUUAUGGUGUGCCAGUUCCCUUCAGCUCUUCCCUGUAGUGUACAUGUGGUCUCCGCUUAGCCUACUCUCUCCACAUGCCUCAAGGUCAAAGAAACACAUGCAGAAGGGUAAGAGGGUACCCUCUGAAAUGAUCAUUUUAUGCAUCUCCAGGCUCCAAGAUGGGGGGAGGGCUUAGUUUAAGGGAGCUAGGAGUUAAAACUGCAGAAGGGCUAGAGAAUUGGAUAUAGGUUUGAGGCCUCCUCGUCACUUACUACCACAUAUACACUAUCACUAUCCCAUUGUGUACUGAUGCUCCCCCACCCAAGAUUCAGCUGGGCAGCUAGCUGGCCCCUAAUUCUGGGCCUUUGUCAUUUAUUACUAGGGCAUCCUAGGAAACUUUGCAGUGAUUCCCUACCAUGGCCCUCCCAGGCCUUGUCCUCAGCCCCUCCUGCCCCAGCCCACCUGCUUGCCUUGGUGCUCAGCCCUCCCACUGGGAGCAGGUUGGGGCAAGCUGGAGGCCCGGGCUGGAGGGGCAGUGUUGCUGUUCAUAGCUUUUGUUCCAUUGGCGUUGCUCUGUUGGAUUUAAUUUCAGUCUUCCUGAUUCCUCCCUUCUGUAAAGUGUACAUUACCAAGUUCCUUGUUUUUUAUAUAUAUAUAUAAAUAUAUAUAUAUAUACAAACUGUACUCUUUUUGCCUUUGUACAUUCAGGCAAGAAGAGAAAAUAAAUCUUUUUAAGAGACAAUCACAAAUCUGUGAGGGCUGCUGGUUAUUUCUCCUGGAGUUUGCUGCUGAGCUGCUGCCUCCUCCCCUAGCUGUCCUGUUCCCUCAGCUUCCCUCUCUCUAGCCCUGCUCCAUGUGCACCCUCAGCUUUACCUUCCCUGGCUGACAGCAAGCUGUUGAGUCCAGUGUGCAGACUACCUUUCCCUGCCCAGCAUUUUUUUCUGCCUUGGCCACUGGCUGAUCCUGUAUGCUGGCCUCUUCUUUUUACCCUUGGAUCCCAUUCACCAAAGUGGCUUUGGACCCUUGGGUACUCUGGGACCUGCCUCUCAGAGACCCUGGCUUUGGACAUUCAUUCAUCUAUGAAACUAUGCAGCUGGGAACUCUCUGCCUGAGAUUUUGCACUACUUAAACCUGCCUGGGAGUUAGAAUGGAAGGUUUUUAGGAACAAAUGGGAAAAUCACCCCCAGCACUCCACCCCACAAACCCCCCACCCAUCCUAGCCUCUGAAGUCUGCUGGUCCGUGAAUUACUCCUGGACUCCUGUGCUUUACCCUAUGAGAUCAAGGGCUAAGGAUUUAUUGAUAAGAGCUUUUGAUGAGACUCUCAGAGUGGUAUCUUCUGAAACAGCCCAGCCAAAACAUGUUCAGCCUUUCUCUUUUCCUUACCUUUCUCCUUUCCCCUUUUGUCUCUACUUCCUUUUCUUAAUUGGCUUUGGAAUUGAAGUAUAUUUUUAAAUUAUUUGUUGUAUUUAUUGAAUAAAGUUUUUAAUGUCCCUGUUCUUACAUUUAGACUAAAGUUUGCCUUUCACAUAUCUCCCCCUCUCCUAUGCUCCUCUUCACCACCCCCAAAUUUUCUACCUUCUAAGUUGCUUUUACAAAUGAAGUGCAGCGGCCUGCUUCCUAUGAUUAAUGUACUGUAUUGGUGGUCUUCAACAGCCCAGUUUUGUAUAUGUGUGACAGGGAGCUCUCUGGGUAGGCAUAUAGUUUCCAGGUCAGCACAUUUACUUGGCUAUAAACAGGAAAACAACAUACAGCAGCAGAAUGCUUUGCAAGGUUGAUCUGAAAAGU
Messenger RNA from Chionomys nivalis (European snow vole), 8740 nucleotides. RefSeq names its product zinc finger protein 609 (gene Znf609). Gene Ontology annotation, biological process: regulation of transcription by RNA polymerase II. NCBI's taxonomy places the organism in Eukaryota, Metazoa, Chordata, Mammalia, Rodentia, Cricetidae. The coding region runs from base 225 to 4469 and encodes 1414 amino acids. The transcript has 10 exons. Gene Ontology annotation, cellular component: nucleus. The record is from RefSeq and is a predicted model, not a curated record.